This is a messenger RNA of Cuscuta epithymum, 1987 nucleotides long. The record is from the annotation of a GenBank genome assembly. Lineage: Eukaryota; Viridiplantae; Streptophyta; Magnoliopsida; Solanales; Convolvulaceae.
CAGACCACAGACUCUACCCACCCCUGAUCAAAGGCUCACACAAUCAAAUGAAUUAAUGAGGCGAGAGAAAUCGAUAUCCUUCUGCACCAUUCCAAUCCCAGGCAGACGCUCACCGAGAUUUGAAAUAUCUCCUUAGAAGCUCAAUCGUCUUCGCUGUUUCGGUUUCAGGUUUCUGGCAUUUAUUGUAUUUAUUAGUUUAAUAAACCAGGCCUUAGGUAUGAAUAUUGGUUUCUGCAGUCUAUUGGGUCCAGAUUAUCAGUUUCUCCUGUACUACGGUAAUCAUCUAUGAUUUGGAUGGCUGGAUGCAUCCUUUAUGUAUUAAUUAUUAAUAAAUUAAUUAAAUAAGAAGUUUUUGGGUAGUUCUCUUGGUUUUAUAUCUACUUUACAUAUCCUCGUCAACUUCUCCAAUUUCAAGAUUAUGUCUUUGUUUUAACUAAUAACUCAUUCAGUCUUUAAUUUGCAUAUGCUAAAGGUAGCCAAGUUAUAUAUAAUGGCGAGGAGUGAUAGAAUCAGUCUGCUCCCAGAAGAUAUAUUGGACCAUAUUUUGGGAUUCUUGCCCAUACAAGACAUUGCUAAAACUGCAGUUUUGUCUACCAUGUGGAGAGAUCUCUGGUUCACUCUAAGGCAACUUUGCUUUGAUCGUCAGUUCUUUCGCUACUUUGACAACAAAUGUAAGGCUAGCAGAUAUGAAAAGAUAUCUUGCGCUUUCUAUACAAUUAACAAAGUCAUCUUGCAGCACAAGGGAACAAUUCAGAAAUUUGUCAUUGAUUUAUCUCAUGUUGGGGAACGCACCAUCAAGUCUCGGUCUUAUGAUUGUGAUCAAUGGUUACCAUUAGUCAAAUCUAAAGGUGUUGAAGAACUCCACCUUUUUUUUAAGCUUACACCAUACAAUUACAAGCUGCCGAAUUGGGUAUUUUCAUGCUCAACACUCAAAGGAUUGCAUCUUGGUGGUUUCCGUAUUGAACCCACAGAAUUUCCUUCCACAUUAUCCAAUCUUACCUCACUAUAUUUACAUGCUGUUUGUUUUGGUCCUACGAAUCUGCCUUGCUAUGUUGUUGAUGGUCCAAUGCUAAAGAACCUAUCAUUUAGUAGUUGUAAUAGUAUAGCACCCUUCAAAAUCACUGCUAGAAGUCUUAGCAGUUUGACGAUAAAAAAUUGUUUCAAUAGAGACUCUGGCAAGAUUCUCCCAAUCGCUUGUGACUUGAUAUCUAUUCGUACUCUUGAUGUGGACUAUGGUUCUCUUGAGGUAUUUUCUCUGAACCGUUUCUUUGGGACUUCGAUCUAUGUAUAUUAUACUCCGUAUUAUUUCAUACAUUUGAAGUGAUCCAACUUUAUUUCAAUUUGAUUUCCAUGUAUUCUCUUGGAAAACGUACUAUAAAAGGGAUUACCAGUACAAGCAAAUGCAAUCAACCUGGAAUUGCUCAAGCUAUCGAAAUUUCGUUUCCAAGACGAUGUUACGACUUCUGCAUUUGUUCGGUUACUAUCCAUAUGCCCGAAGUUAUGCAAACUUGAAAUUACAUAUGCGGGGACAGAUGUUAACUGUAUAGAAUCUCUAUCGGAGCUCUUGAAAAACCUUCAUAGUGUGGCUCAAACAUGCAAAAAGCUUCUCUUUUUGGAGCUUAACUUAUACAAGGGAGAAUGGGCUGAAAUCCUUUUCAUAAACGAGAUGUUGGCCUCUCUUCCAGCACUUGAAAAAGUUACCAUCACAUGUAGUGGGCCUAGAAUGAAAAGUAAGAUUUUAGAAAGAGUUAUGUGUUUUGCUCGCACAUCUACUAAAGCAAAAAUUGUUAUUUAUCCAAGUUGAAUAAACUACUACGUAGUAGAAACUAGAAAUCAUUGAUUUGUAUGAGCGAUGUGCAAAAUCGGUGGCAGUUUUUUGUGUUUAGUUUACACCGUUCCCCGGGUUACUUUUGUAUGAAAGAAUAUGUUAUGUUAUGCACUCUUGUCAUAUGUAUGUCAUUGUUAAAGAAUAAUACGGAGUAGCAAG